Lotus japonicus is the source of this 1885-nucleotide messenger RNA. Its product is annotated as protein NRT1/ PTR FAMILY 5.10-like. The record is from RefSeq and is a predicted model, not a curated record. Gene Ontology annotation, biological process: dipeptide transport; transmembrane transport. NCBI's taxonomy places the organism in Eukaryota, Viridiplantae, Streptophyta, Magnoliopsida, Fabales, Fabaceae. The transcript is spliced from 3 exons. Gene Ontology annotation, molecular function: tripeptide transmembrane transporter activity; dipeptide transmembrane transporter activity. Bases 12 to 1769 code for a protein of 585 amino acids. Gene Ontology annotation, cellular component: membrane.
CUAAAGAAGAAAUGAAUGAUUGUGGUGGAAGUGCGAUGGCGGAAUUGGAAGAUGAGGAGGAGAGGGUAUCACUGACACUAGAUUCACAAGUAGGUGUGGUUGUUGAUGGAGCCGUUGACUACAAAGGUCAACCCUCCAUCAGAUCCAAAUCUGGGUCAUGGAAAUCUGCUCGCUUUAUCAUCGGCGUGGAAGUGGCUGAGAGGAUGGCAUAUUACGGGAUUCAGGCGAAUCUCAUAUCGUAUCUCACAGGUCCACUCCACCAGAAUACCGCCACCGCUGCUGAGAAUGUCAAUAUCUGGUCAGGAACCGCUUCUUUGCUUCCUCUCUUUGGUGCCUUCCUUGCUGAUUCUCUUCUCGGACGCUACCGCACCAUCAUCCUCGCUUCCCUCAUCUAUAUUUUGGGUCUAGGCUUGUUAACAUUAUCAGCUUUGCUUCCUUCCCUCACCAAAUAUGAGUGCCAACUUGACAGCAAAUUCACAUCAUGCUCUCCUCAGUUGCAAGUCAUCUUGUUCUUUAUCUCACUUUAUCUGGUCGCCAUUGGACAAGGUGGACAUAAGCCCUGUGUUCAGGCUUUUGGGGCUGACCAAUUUGAUGAACGUCAUCCAAAGGAGCACAAAGCUAGAAGCACAUUCUUCAAUUGGUGGUAUUUUACCAUGUGUGCAGGUUGUAUGGCAACAUUGUGGAUCUUGAACUACAUACAGGACAACCUUAGUUGGGUUAUUGGAUUUGGAAUACCUUGUGUUGCAAUGAUUAUUGCAUUGCUUGUUUUCUUGCUUGGAACAACCACCUACAGGUUUAACAUUCAGGAGUGUGACAAGAUCAGUCCCUUUCUCAGAAUUGGCCGUGUAUUUCUUGCAGCUAUAAGAAAUCGGCAAACUACCAUAUCAAGCAUGUCUAUAGAAGAGGAAUCUCGUGGAAUACUUCCUCAUCAAAAUUCUGAACAAUUCAAUUUCCUCAACAAGGCAUUGUUAGCACCAAAGGGUUCUAAGGAAGAGGAGACUUGUAGCCUUACUGAGGUGGAAGAAGCAAAGGCAGUACUGAGGCUGGUUCCAAUUUGGGCUACAACUCUAGUUUAUGGUAUCAUCUUUGCUCAAAUUUUUACUUUUUUUACCAAACAAGGAGCAACUAUGGAGAGAACAAUAUUUCCUGGUUUUGAUAUACCUGCUGCUUCUCUUCAAACGCUUGGCACCCUGGCCAUUGUUAUCUUCAGUCCCAUAUAUGACAGGCUUUUUGUACCAAUGGCAAGAGCUAUCACUGGGAAACACUCCGGCAUCACAAUGCUGCAAAGAAUAGGGACUGGAAUUUUUAUAUCCAUAGUUACAAUUGUACUUGCAGCUCUUGUUGAGAUGAAAAGGUUAAAGACAGCACAAGAGUCAGGUCUUGUUGAUGAUCCUGGUGCAACAGUUCCAAUGAGUAUAUGGUGGUUGAUUCCUCAGUAUUUCUUGUUUGGAGUUUCUGAAGUUUUUACCAUGGUUGGUCUGCAGGAAUUUUUCUAUGAUCAAGUCCCAAAUGAACUAAGAAGCAUGGGUCUUGCUCUCUACCUUAGUAUCUUUGGUGUAGGGAGCUUUCUGAGCGGCUUCCUCAUUUCUGUGAUAGAAACGGUGACAGGAAAAGAUGGCCAAGACAGUUGGUUUGCUAAUAAUCUCAAUAAGGCGCAUAUUGAUUACUUUUACUGGCUACUUGCUGGAUUCAGUGUGGUGGGAUUUGCAAUGUUCAUGUGCUUUGCAAAAUCUUAUGUAUAUAAUCACAAAGGAGCAUCACGAGUAUAGGAUAGACAGUUGUUAUAUUCGGUUCUGUCAUUCAUUUUUAUUUACUGAUCUUCUUCCCUGUAGCUGCCAUUAAUUGUUGUCCUCAUUGUCAAUCUCCUCAUGUAUAUUUUCUCUUA